GCGCCAUUUCAAGAGUGCGCGCUGCACGGAGAACAAGAAAGCCAUCGCUGGGGGAACGCAUUUCGGUCGUUUAAUCGGUGUCGCCGAAUCAAUAAAACAUCAUUCUGGGAAUAUCUAAAGAAAAAUUACGGAGAUUCCCCCCCGUCGUCGAGUUCGGAGAUUUUCUUUGCUGUUGAAUGCGGAGCUGAGGUGAACGAUGACUCAGUUUCUGCCCCCGAACCUGCUGGCCCUGUUUGCCCCGCGGGAUCCGAUCCCGUUCCUGCCACAGCUGGAGAAACUUCCCCAUGAGAAGCAUCACAACCAGCCAUACUCCGGCAUUGCUCCUUUCAUCAAGCACUUUGAGGAUCCUCGAGAUGCUCCUCCACCAACAAGAGCUGAGACGCGAGAGGAGAGACUGGAAAGAAAGAGGCGCGAAAAGAUGGAGAGGAGGCAAACGGUCGUAGAAACCGAGCUGAAGUUGUGGGAUCCUCACAACGACCCGAACGCACAAGGAGACGCUUUCAAGACCUUAUUCGUGGCUCGGAUUAAUUACGAUACGACUGAGUCCAAACUGCGGCGUGAGUUUGAGGUCUACGGCCCCAUCAAACGAAUCUACAUCGUAUACAACAAGAGGACUGGAAAGCCACGCGGCUACGCUUUCAUCGAGUACGAACACGAGCGGGACAUGCAUUCGGCCUACAAGCAUGCGGACGGCAAAAAGAUUGACGGGCGCAGAGUUCUUGUUGAUGUAGAGAGAGGCCGUACCGUGAAGGGAUGGCACCCUCGUCGGCUGGGUGGAGGUCUGGGUGGUACUAGGAGAGGUGGAGCAGAUGUUAACAUCAAACAUUCUGGUAGAGAUGACACCUCCCGCUAUGAUGACCGACCUAUUGGAAGCGAUAGGGAUCGUGAGCGCGGAGAACGGCGAGAGCGGAGUGAGCGGAGCGAGCGGAGCCGCGAACCCGACAGAGAAAAGGAGCGUGGCGAGCGGCGGCGAUCACGCUCACGGGAGAGGCGACGACGCACCCGAUCACGUGAGCGUGAAAGGGCACUUGGGGGAGGUGGGGAAGAGGGUGCCGGCCGGCGCAGGGAACGAGAGAGGGAGAGAGGUGGAGGUGGUGGAGGUGGAGGUGGUGGUGGUGGUGGAGGAGACGCAGACGCCAAGCCACGUGAAAGAAGCCGAGAGCGUGACCGGGACCGAGAACGCAAAAGAAGGAGCAGGAGCAGGGAGAGGAGGAGGGACAGGGAGCGAGGGAAGGGUGCGGAGGGAGGUGAAGAGGGCGCAGGCGGUCUGACUGACGGCAUGAUGGGAGAAGGAGGAGAGCGAGGGAUGGACGAGUCUGCCUUGGGUGAGCAGGGUCGAGGAGAUGAGGGAGGACCAGAGGGAGAAGAGCGAAGCAGAGAUAGAGACAGAGAGAGGGACAGGGACCGGGACAGGAAGCGUAGUCACCGAGAUAAAGAUAGAGACCGGGACAGAGAAAGGAGGCGGGACAGAGACCGAGACCGAGAUCGCGAGCACAAGCGAGACAGGGGUGAUCGCGAGCGUAGAGAGGAUCGACACGGCACUCUACUUCCCUCUAUGGGUGAGAACGAAGGCUUGGGGAACGGAGAAGAAGGGGACAGCUCUCUCCCGCCGCAGCCGGAGGAAGGUUCACAGGAUGGAAUGAAUGCGAUGAUGGACCAGGACUCCAUGCAGUCUGGAGAUGGCUAUGCUUCUAACGAAAACGGCUACAAGAUGGAGGCCCAGGGUGAUGAGUAUUAAACACUUUGGGUGCUGCAGAAAUGAAUGGAAAAAUGAUAAUUCCCUCUGACCGUUUCUAUCCAAGUGGUAAGGAGUUAGUCCGAGUGUCUGUUCAGUCAGCUUUCUCAGAGCAUGAUCUGUCCACCAUGAGCCGUAUCCUCUGGGUGGAAAUAGGAAUAACUGAACUGUGAUUGAUUUUAUAUAUAUAUAUAUAUAUAUAUAUAUAUAUAUAUAUAUAUAUAUAUAUAUAUAUAUAUAUAUAUAUAUAUAUAUAUAUAUAUAUAUAUAUAUAUAAAUUUUUUUUUUUUUUUUGGUGCCACCAAAUAGUUUUGGCAAGGAUUAACUAAAAGUGGUGCAUUGAUGGACUCCUGUAUUAGUUUAACCCUUCAACUGUUGUGCUGUAUUCUUUUUGUAAGAACAUCACUGCAGUAUAAAAUUGUUAUGAUUACAGAGAGUCAUACCGAGUUCCAGAGUUGUCCGUUUUUCUUUAUUAAUCACUUUGAGGUAAGGUGUUUUUUGUUUUGUUAUGGUUUGUUUUUUUUGUUUUUUGUUUUUUUAAAUAAAGGUAGUUGAUUUUUGAAAGGUAUCUCAAGUGAAAUGUUUUCUGAAGCUUCAUCAUGUACAGCUCUGUUCUGAUUUUCCACUUUGUGGAUCAUAAUCAGUGGUGGGGGGGGUAAAUUUGUGCUUUUAGCUGAAAAUGUUGCCAUAGGUUCACAACAGGUUGCUCUUAUUCUUUUGUAAUUAGUCUUUUGUUUGAAAAGAUACUUGGUGAACCACCUCUUCUAAGUGACAUUUGUGUUGGGGUUCUGUUUAGUGUAUCGGUUCUCUUUAAUAAAUGCGCUUUUUUUUUUUAAUGAAAA
Molecule: messenger RNA, 2577 nt
Organism: Ictalurus punctatus (channel catfish)
Lineage: Eukaryota; Metazoa; Chordata; Actinopteri; Siluriformes; Ictaluridae
Gene: snrnp70
Product: small nuclear ribonucleoprotein 70 (U1)
Exons: 10
Coding region: 197-1738 (513 amino acids)
Biological process (GO): mRNA splicing, via spliceosome
Cellular component (GO): precatalytic spliceosome; U2-type prespliceosome; U1 snRNP
Molecular function (GO): mRNA binding; U1 snRNA binding
Source: RefSeq, a predicted model, not a curated record